GGUUCUGUUCAGUCCGCUUCUGCGAGACUCCAGAGGUGAUAAUAACCGUGCCAAUGUGAUUUCCACGUUAGGACUGUCACUCCCGUACGUGAAGGACGAAAGCGGCAUACUCUUUGAAGACGGAUGGGCAAACCGAGAUGGGUUCAGUGACAUCUGCUCUGACAAAAACAAGGACCACCGUCGUUCGAGUGGGUUCGGAGCCAGAAGAAGAGAUGGAGCGAAGCGCCUUCGGGAAAAAAAGUAUUCGAUCCUCUGACCAGAGGGACGGACGGGGCACGAGACAGUCGCUGUCCGAGGUGCUGAACUCGCAGGACAGUGGUGCGAAGGCGCGUACUUCGAAGGAAACUCCACCGCCUUCAGAGAACGUGGGCGAAAUUGCAAAUGAGACUGGAGGGGCCAAUGCUCGGCCAGCUGCCCGCUUUGCACGCUCCAAAUCCCAGAAUGCCCUGUGGAACGCCAUCACGGCGGGGAUCGGGAUCAAGGACAAGGACAAGCGGGGCAUCGUCAUCGACCCCCGCCCCCCGGAGGAGAUCCUGGCCGACGAGCUUCCCGCCGUGGACGGGCCCGACGCCAUGGAGAAGACCGCCAUCAGGUUGAGAUGUUUGGUGAAGCAGCUGGAGCGCGGCGAGGCUUCCGUCGUCGACCUGAAGAAGAACCUGGAGUAUGCAGCCUCGGUCCUCGAGUCUGUCUACAUCGAGGAGACACGGCGGCUGGUGGACACGGAGGAUGAGCUCAGCGACAUCCAGUCGGACUCGGUGCCCUCGGAGGUCCGUGAUUGGCUGGCCUCCACCUUCACGCGGCAGAUGGGGCUGAUGCUGCGGCGGACGGAGGAGAAGCCGCGGUUCAGGAGCAUCGUGCACGCCGUGCAGGCUGGGAUAUUCGUGGAGAGAAUGUACCGCCGGACCUCCAACAUGGUGGGGCUAAGCUACCCACCCACUGUGAUCGCUGUGCUAAAGAACGUGGACAGUUGGUCGUUCGACGUCUUCGCCCUCAACGAGGCCAGCGGAGAGCACGCGCUGAAGUUCAUUUUCUACGAGCUGCUGACCAGAUACGACCUGAUCAACCGCUUUAAGAUACCCAUUUCAGCGCUGGUGUCCUUUGUGGAGGCCAUCGAGGUGGGGUACAGCAAGCACAAGAACCCCUACCACAACCUGAUGCACGCGGCCGACGUGACCCAGACCGUGCACUACCUGCUGCUCAAGACCGGCAUGGUGCACUGGCUGACGGAGCUUGAAAUUUUAGCCAUGAUCUUCGCCGCUGCCGUCCAUGACUACGAGCACACGGGGACCACAAACAACUUUCACAUCCAAACCAGGUCUGACACCGCCAUCCUGUACAACGACCGGGCGGUUCUGGAGAACCACCACGUGAGCGCAGCAUACCGCCUCCUGCAGGACGACGAGGAGAUGAACAUUUUCUCCAACCUGUCCAAGGACGACUGGAGGGAGUUGCGGGCCUUGGUAGUGGAGAUGGUUUUGGCCACAGACAUGUCGUGCCACUUCCAGCAGAUCAAGGCCAUGAAGAGCUUCCUGCAGCAGCCUGAAGGGAUUGACAAGCCGAAAGCCUUAUCGCUCCUCCUGCACACCGCCGACAUCAGCCACCCCGCCAAGAAGUGGGACCUGCACCACCGCUGGACCACCUCCCUGCUGGAGGAGUUCUUCAGACAGGGGGAUAAAGAGUCAGAGUUGGGGUUGCCUUUUUCACCCCUGUGUGACCGCAAGUCCACCAUGGUGGCCCAGUCCCAGAUAGGAUUCAUCGAUUUCAUCGUGGAGCCGACGUUCACCGUUCUGUCGGACAUGACCGAGAAGAUCGUCUCGCCGCUGAUCGAGGAGGCCUCCCGCUCAGACAUGGCGGUAUUCCGUCGAUCCAGUCUGAAUAAUACGCCUCCGUCGGAAGGGAAGCGCUCCAGUGUGAAGAGCACGGGGUCCGAGGGCAGCACCUCCCUCCACUGCUCCCUGCUCAGCGUCGACUUCCGAAGCUUCAAGGGCUCCUGGAACGAGGAGGUGCAGAAGAACCGUGAAAAGUGGAAGACCCAGGCCACCAAAGACCUGGAGGAGAAGGCCAAGAAAGAGGCGGAGGACAAGAAGGAGCAGGAGGAGGCAGAGGGGACGAAGACAGCCGACGCGGAGCAGGCAACGCCAAGCCAGGCCGACAAGCCGAGCCAGGAUAAGGAUCCAAGCCAGGCCAACAAGCCGAGCCAGGAUAAGGAUCCAAGCCAGGCCAACAAGCCGAGCCAGGAUAAGGAUCCAAGCCAGGCCAACAAGCCGAGCCAGGAUAAGGAUCCAAGCCAGGCAGGCAAGCCGAAUCAGGCAGAGGAGGGACAGAAGGACCCCGUCGAGCAGCAGCCCAAAGUUGAGAAAGGGGACCAGGACCCCGGGGGGAAGGAGUCGUCGCCCAAAUCCCCCCCUCAGAACGGAGAGGCCACGCCCGACGCAGAAGCCAGACAGCAAGCGCGCAACGAUGAGUGGUAGCUUUUCCUGUUCCUGGAGAUCCACGUGGCUGAAGGGUAUUGCCAUGCCAUUCAAACCAGUGGCUCACUGACGCCUGGAAUUGCAGCUGGCUCGUCCAAUCAGUGACUCCAAGUUCAGAAAGCCGUGGAUCUCCAUUGGUUAAGGAUGAGGUCAUCAUGUGCAGCUGGCCAAUGAAAUCACUGUGCGCACACACUCUUGUUGCCUUGACCAAAGACUGAAUUAAGAUUUUUUAAGUUGAAGUUUUUAAGUUUUAAGGCUAAAUUCAGCAUCAGAUUUACACUUUAUGCCACAACAUAUACAAACUUCGUAAUGAAAGAAAAAACUUUUCUUUUUCAGGGAGAAAUGUAAAAAUAAAAUGUAAAACUGCCUUAAUUUGUUUUUAGCUAUUAUGUUUUAUUUUACUUCAGCUUUUAGUAUGGAAUUCAAUCAACAUUUCUCCAAAAACACGCUAUUUUGUCAUUAUUUGCAGGUACGAGUUUUUCACAACUAAAAUUUGCAAUGUUUGUUGAUAUAUUGUUGACUGCUGAACUUGCUGAACCUUGUUUGCAAAGAACAGCGCAAACGUCAGCAUUUAAUUGUCAAUUUAAGGACGAGUGUUGAUUGAAUGUAGGCCUUCAUCUUGUGUAUAACACAGUGGCCUGUGCAUCCAGCACUGCUGAUUUAGUUUUAGGUUGAUGUCUUGUAUCGUUCCCUUUGUUCAUGAACCUUGAAGUGCUUUUUGUGUACUCUUGCUUUGUUUUUAUUUCUUGCAAACUUAAAUAUCUUCCAUUAAACGUUUUCCUUUUUAUUUAGUUUUUUUGCUUUUUUUUUUUUGUUUUACUUUUUUUCUUGUCUUCUGUGUGGCCACUAAGGUUGCAUUGAAAUUUCGAUCAUAAUUGCACCCUUCCGUAAUCAGUCUGCAGCACAGCUUUGUAAUCGUGUUGUAUUUACAUAAGUGCUUUUUGUAGCUUUUAUGUGAGAUGAGAAUGUUCAAAAACACAUGUUUAGUGUUUCCGUGGUUACAUGUUAACCUUCAUCGAUCCCGCCCCUCUUUCCCAAAACUACAGCAGCACCUUAGUGAACCCAAACUCAAAUGCCCUCCUGUCUCAGAAGACAUCGCUGAGUUAUAGUUAUAUGUUAAAGACAUAUUUAGAGAGCAGUUUCCUGUUCCUGUUACUGUAAUUUCUCUCUCUUCAUAUUGAAAUGACGUUUGAUGUGUUGCUCAAUAUUACUGCAUAAAGCAAGUAAUAUUUUUGUUUUCUUUCUCCAAACUGCGCUACCGCACUCAAUGUGUUCCUAGCUUCCUUUUGAAUAGAACUCUGGUACCUGGAGCAUGAAAACAGAUUUUUGUGACCAACAGUCACUUGGCAGAUGUCAAAACUGUGAAAUUAAGCCACCUUAAUCUAUGAGUCUGAUGGCAUAUUAUUGCUCCGCUCUGCCCCCUAGUGUACACAACUUUACAUGUUCUCGUCUCUACUUUUGCUGAGUGCCGCAAAGCUGUUUGAACUUCCUUUAAAAAAAAGUACUAGACAGCUAAAAAGUACAUUUGAAAUAAAUGAAAAAGAGCUGUACAGCAUUUGGCAUUGUCAAAGUUAAAAAAUAAAAAUAAAAAACAUCUAGGCCAUUUUUUACUUGCUAUGAGAAAAACAUAUUUAGUCAUUGAAGGAAAUAUGUUCAGUCAUUUUUUCCACUCACAUCAAGCUGCUGCAAAUAUUCUGUUUCUUUACUGGUGCAAAACUGUGAAUAAUUUAUAAUGUAUUAAUCCAAUUCAAUAUGUGUCAUCUAAGGUCUUCCCUCUAUUAAUACUUGUACAACACUUCCAUUGCAUGGCUAUUAUUUCAUAUGCUGUAUAGUCCUAGCUGUGCUGCUUGGUUCAGUCUAAUUCUUCGUGCUCCAGCUCCUGUCAUUUUCUGUCCCAGCAGUGCCACCUACUGGCAAAUCUUUAGAUUACAUUCUGACGUCUCAAUCCCAAACCGAAUUUCUGGAUGGUCAUAGGUGUCCACAGGUUUGUUUGUUUGUUUGUUUUUUGAUUUUUUUCAUUUUAUUAUAUAUUUUUUAUUUUUGUUCAUUUUUGAUUGUGCCCUUUCUAUCAUCAGCCAAUUAAAGUCUUGGCACUGAGGUGUGAACUCUUAAGCCAAUCAAAAACUUUAAUUAAGCACUAGAAACGCAAAAAAUAAAAAAUUUAAAAAAAGCUAGUGAACACUGUGGCACUCCACUGUAUUUCAGACACUGUCUGGCCAUGUGCUGUCUUGUAGUAUGGCUUUCACCAUCCAUUACUUUUGCCAAUGAAUAAGAAAAGUAAUCAUCCCUAAAACUACAUGGAAAAAUGUUUUUAUAUCGACUUUGUUAGUUUUGUUUUUAUAUAUAUUUUUUUUUGUUUGUUUCUUUUUAAAGCCAUAGAUUAUUAAGCUGCAAGGUGUGCCAUUUUCAACACAUUUUAACAGGCUAUUUUGUGUUUUGUCUCAUUGAAGAAAUAUUAUGUAUAGAUAUAUAUAUAUAUAUAUAUAUAUAUAUAGUUUCCAGUUAUGGAAAAACAAAAUAUAUAUCAGCAAAUAAAUAAUGCUAUAAAAAACCAACAACACACCACUGUUAUUCACAAACCAAGAAAACAAUGACCUGUGCUGACCUUGUGGUCAUGUUUGUUACAAUGCUACGUUGUUGCAAUGUUGUGACAAUAAACCAGAACUGAAAGGGCUGAGA
This is a messenger RNA of Anguilla rostrata (American eel), 5150 nucleotides long. RefSeq names its product phosphodiesterase 1C, calmodulin-dependent a (gene pde1ca). Gene Ontology annotation, biological process: signal transduction. The record is from RefSeq and is a predicted model, not a curated record. Gene Ontology annotation, cellular component: neuronal cell body. The coding region runs from base 138 to 2471 and encodes 777 amino acids. The transcript is spliced from 18 exons. Gene Ontology annotation, molecular function: calmodulin-activated 3',5'-cyclic-GMP phosphodiesterase activity. Lineage: Eukaryota; Metazoa; Chordata; Actinopteri; Anguilliformes; Anguillidae.